Molecule: messenger RNA, 630 nt
Organism: Blepharisma stoltei
Lineage: Eukaryota; Ciliophora; Heterotrichea; Heterotrichida; Blepharismidae
Source: the annotation of a GenBank genome assembly
AUGUCCAGAGAAAUUGCUCUAAAGCUAGACCAAGAGCGUCUUAUAAUUGAGCAAGAAAUCAAAGCAAUUGUAGACUAUUUAACUGCCCCAGGGAUGCCAGGAAUAGAUGGCCCACUGGUAGAUGCAGAGCAAUUCCCAAUUCCUGGUCUUGACCAUUAUCGAAUUAGAGAAGCCCGUCAAAGGUUUAACAGGCUAAACAACGACUACAAAGAAAUCAUGAAGAGAAUAGAGCAAGAGCUUGAAAAUUAUUUCCAAAGUGUGCAGAGUGAAAUACAUAAUGGAAAUAGUUCCUCGCAUGAUCAAGUCCCUAUAGAAAUUGGGAUCCCAAGCUCAGCACUGCCUCAUGCUUUUGCAAUUAUUUCUGAAGUCACUGAAGGAAGCCCUGCGAUGCAAGCGGGAUUGAAGAAGGAAGAUAAGAUCGUGAAGUUUGGAGAUAUCGAUUAUAGGAAUCACAAUAAUUUGCAAGGGCUUGUCCAGUAUAUAGUUUCACAUGAAAAUCAAGAAAUAAAUGUUUUCAUUAUUCGAAAAAACGCUAUUAAUAGAGAAACUGAGCUAAGCUUGAAGAUCACACCAAGGAGAUGGGAAGGAAAUGGAAUUUUAGGAUGCAGAUUUGUCCCGACUACAAAUUAA